This is a messenger RNA of Cheilinus undulatus (humphead wrasse), 6561 nucleotides long. It is a transcript of the gene nek7, whose product is annotated as NIMA-related kinase 7. The transcript has 12 exons. Gene Ontology annotation, biological process: protein phosphorylation. Gene Ontology annotation, molecular function: ATP binding; protein kinase activity. Lineage: Eukaryota; Metazoa; Chordata; Actinopteri; Labriformes; Labridae. The coding region runs from base 415 to 1431 and encodes 338 amino acids. The record is from RefSeq and is a predicted model, not a curated record.
UGCUGGGUUGUUUACAUUACUGGCACACGGGUCAGGAGUGUGGUGAUGAGAGGGGCCUAGCUAGUGGAGAGGAGACUAUCUGAAAACACGUACACACAUCCCGACUGGGGCUCUACCACAGCACAGACUCCCUCUCUUUCUCUGUCUCUCUCGCCGUGGAAACAUUUUAACACUCGGGAAACAGUGCCACGCAAGACGAAAGGCCCGUAGAGUCAACUUUUUUUUUUUUUUUACCCGGAGCGACCUUGGACAGAAAGGGAAAGUCAAAACAAAGACAACCGCCAUAACCAUCAGAAGAAAGUCUCGACGUAGAGAAGGAAUAGCUUAGCAACAGACUCCCACUUCCUGAUGCAUCUGUAGAUAUCCACCAGACAUUACUGUGAGAGAGGUGCAAAGGAUCAAGCGCCUAACACCAUGGAUAUGGACACGCAGCCACAGGGACAGCAAGCAGCCGUGCCCGUCUUUCAACCUCAGAAACCAUUGCAACCAGACAUGGGUCAUAACUCGCUGGCAAACUUCCAGAUUGAGAAGAAGAUUGGACGUGGACAGUUCAGUGAGGUGUACCGAGCCAGGUACCUGUUAGACAACACGUCAGUGGCUCUGAAGAAAGUCCAGCUGCAGAUCCAAACAGCUGAUCAAGAGAUACCAGUGGUUGUGGCAGAAGAACACAUAGCCAAAGCCUGCAUUGCAAAUAAACAGGGCCAAACACAGAGGCUCCAGAUAUUCGACUUGAUGGAUGCCAAAGCUCGGCAAGAUUGCAUCAAAGAGAUAGAUCUCCUUAAGCAAUUGAACCACCCCAAUGUGAUAAAAUACCACGCGUCUUUUAUUGAGGACAAUGAGCUGAACAUUGUACUGGAGCUGGCAGAUGCAGGGGACCUUUCACGUAUGAUCAAGCACUUUAAGAAGCAGAGGAGGCUCAUCCCAGAGAGAACAGUGUGGAAGUACUUUGUCCAGCUCUGCAGCGCGCUCGAACAUAUGCACUCCCGGAGAGUCAUGCACAGAGAUAUCAAGCCAGCCAACGUUUUCAUCACAGCGACAGGAGUAGUGAAACUAGGAGACUUGGGACUGGGGCGAUUCUUCAGCUCUAAAACGACCGCAGCUCACUCACUAGUGGGUACUCCUUACUACAUGUCACCAGAGAGGAUACAUGAAAACGGAUACAACUUCAAAUCUGACAUCUGGUCGCUAGGAUGCCUGCUCUACGAGAUGGCAGCCUUACAGAGCCCGUUCUAUGGGGAUAAGAUGAAUCUUUAUUCCCUUUGUAAGAAGAUAGAACAGUGCGACUACCCCCCUCUUCCUUCAGAUCACUACUCAGAGGAGCUGAGGAACUUGGUAGAUAUGUGCAUCAACCCCGACCCGGAGAAGAGGCCGGACAUCACCUACGUGUACGACAUUGCCAAACACAUGCAGAACCUGACACAGGGCAGCUAAGCCUGGAGUUACACACACUUUAGCUUUCAGAACUCCACCCCACUCCCCUCCACUUUGCUUUUGAUGCUGGACUCGAACACAUUUAUCCGAUUUUUAUACGAUUACCAACUCCAGAGUUUAGCUCCCCGUGUUAAGCAGACCAUGUGACCAGUUUGGACUUUCAAGGUGAUGGUACUGUCUGUAAUGAGAUGUAAACACCAAACCUUAUCUGCCCUAGGAUAAUGAUUAAAGAGAUUUUACUGUUUGUCAGACAGACCUCCCAUUCAUUAGUAUUUUGUUACAGCACUGAAAAUCUAUGAACUUUAAUGCAAGCCGCUUUCACACAUGCACUCCUGAAAAUUUCUAAAAAAUAAUCCAAAUCUGCCUGAGUUGCCCUUUCACACAUGUCCCUCACAGCAGAAGAUUUUCUACAAGGAGGGCAUCUCAGAAGGCAAAAAUGACAAAAUAUUAUGCUGCAGAAGUCAAAGUGUAAUGUUUACAUCUAAGUGGCUGAGGUAUGAGAGUGUGACAGUAGGAAGACAGGUCUUAGCUUUGUAUGAGCGCUACAUGUAGUUCACAGUGUCUACAAAACAGAGGAGAAGAACAUAAUGGUGAGCAGACAUUUUUAUGUGCAAGAGGAUCAACCUGUCUGUGCUGGGCUUAGAGGAUUUAAAAAUCCUAAAUGUUGAGGAAAUCAUUCAAGGAGACUGUCUGGAAAAAUUCUGGGAAAAGUCGGGGGUAAUUCACAUACGCUAUAUGGACAAAAGUAUUUGGCCACACCUGUUAAUUAUUCAUUUCAGGUGUUUCAAUCAGACUUGUUGCCACAGGUGUAUAAAAUCAAGCAACUAGUCAUGCUGUCUUCAUUUGCAAACAUCUGUGAUAUUAGAUAGGUCAUUCUGAAGAGCUCAGUGAAUUCAGUGUAGUACUGUGAUGGGUGCCACCUUUGCAAUUUAUCCCUACUUGAUAUUCCACAGUCGCUUGUAAGUUAUGUUAUUAGAAAGUGGAAGCAUUUAGGAACAACAGCAACUCAGCCAUGAAGCAGAAGACCAUGUAAAAUCACAUAAAAUCAUCAUACUAGCCAACAACAGCUAAGGCCCAUGGUGCGUUAAAGUUGCCAACACUCUACUGAUUUCAUAGCUGAAGAGUUCUGAACUUCUACUGGCAUUAACGUAAGCACAAACACUGUGCAGCGGGAACUUCAUGGAAUGGGUUUCCCUGGCCGAGCAGCUGCAUGUAAGCCUCACAUCACCAAGUCUAAUGCCAAUUGUCAGAUGGAGUGAUGUAAAGGACACUGAUACUGGACUGUGGAGCAGUUGAAUCAUGCUUCUCUGUUUGGCAGUCAGAUGUGUGCAACUGGGUUUGGCACAUGCCAGUGGAAUGUUACCUGCCUGACUGCUUUGUCCCAACUGUAAAGUUGGGUGGAGGAGGGAUAAUGGAGCCGUUUUUUAGGGUUUGGGCUAAGACCCUUAUCUCCAGUGUAGGGCACUGACUGACAACAUGACUGUGCCCCAGGGCAAAAAGCAAGGACUAUAAGCACAUAGUUUGAUGAGUUCGGGGAGGGAGAACUUGACUAGCCUGCACAGAGUCCUGACUUCAACCCUACUGAGCACCUUUGGGAUGAACAGAGAUUGUGAACCAGGCCUUUUUGUCCAACAUCAAGGCCUAACCUUAUUAAUACUCUACCAAAUAUAUGGGCACAAAUUUCCACAGAAACACCCCAACAUUGUAUGAAAAGCAGUUAAUGCUGCAAAAGGGGGGCCAACUCCAUAUUAGAGUGCAUGUACUUGAAUACAAUGUCAUUACAGUCCCUGUUGGUGUGAUAGUCAUACAUUUGACAUACUUUUGUCCAUGUAGUUUAUGAUGCUUGUUCUGAAACUUGUGUGAAAAUUUCAGUAGGUUUAUGCAUGUGUGAAAAGGCUGUUAGCCGUUUUCACCUGUGUAUGGCGAAAAAUUUCCAGAAAGGUCUUGUGCACGUAUGCAAACCACAGGGGGAGGCUAUCCCUGUCGGACGGGAGAGGAUGAUCUCGGAAGGCAUGGAAGUGGGGUACCAAGCAACAGAGACAGGCCCUAUAAUGCUAUUUUUUACCUUUAUUCCACAUGUGUAUCUUAAAGAACAGAGAAUAUCAUACUGGUAAUUUGAAAAUAUCUUAGAGCAGUUUCAUUACAUGUGCACUAUGGUUGCCAGUCAAAAAGAUAUGAAAGUCACCUGCUCCUCCUAUUUGCUGAUGGUGGAUUUUCUUGACUGUUACCUGCUCCAUUUACACAUUGUCUCACCCAGUUCUUGCCUUAAUUUCAUUAAGGAGCUGGCUGGAAAAUGUCCAGAAAAAGUCAAGGAUUAAAAAGGAAGCUGUUUGCAUGAAUACAAGCAGCUCAUAGGAACAUCUCAAGAAAUUUUCAGUUCUGUUGUGCAUGUUUGAAACAGCUUUCACUGAUGUGGAUUCUCAUCUAAUGAAGUAAAACUGACCUUUAGCAGCUGUCUUGAUCAGAUGCUACAUUAGACAUACUCUAGAAAAAUGCUAAAUAAAAAUAGGAUCAACAAGUUUGAUUGUAACUAUCUGGGAACAUUUAAUGCAGACAUCCUCUAAAACUACCUUGUUUGCUUUUGUUGGGUUUCAUGACAUCUAUGGACAACAAAUGACUUAAAAAGAGCAUGAAAUCAAAUCUUUGAACACAACAGUUAAGUUUGGGUGAAGAAAUUCUCACUCAGUAGCAGGAAAACUGAGAGACGUUACAGACAGUUUGAUGGUUGAAGCUUUGUUGUGUUGCACUUUUUUACCCUGGUACUGGAAGUCUGGCAGGGUGUUCACGUCUAAUGAAUGUAUAAGGAAAGGAAGGAUCAUUUUGAGAGUAGACUAGAGACAUGCACGGGGGGAGAACAUGGGCAGAUGUCUACACAACACUUUGAAUGUUUGUCAAUUUGACAACUACGUAUUGUCUUUAAAAAUUUAGAAUUACUCUUUUGACAGCAUAGAGGAGGCAGGAGCUGUAAUAACCAGUUUUAAAUCUGCUGUUUACCUUCAUCACCUACACCUAAAUGUCUCUUCUUUUAGUAUUUUUUUUUUAAGGAUGUUAAAAUUACAGGGAAGGAAAUGAAGAGAAAGUGGAUAGAUUUUACUGGGCAGAGAGGUAAAAACGUUAUUGUAAAUGUUUCUGCAUAAGUUUUCAGUUGGGUUGUCUUGUUAAAUAAGGAAUGUGUUGGAGAGAAAGAAAGCAGCUCUUUGCUUUGUGUAGCCGUCCACAUCACAGAUAAAUCACAGCGCAACUACCUAAUUUUCAUCCUCAGCUGAGAUACCAAAGAGAAAAGUCACACCAAGAGACCAGUUUUUGUAAAAUGCAUCUUUUAAGAAGAGUAUAACAAAGAUUAAACUAAAAAUAGACAACAUACAAUAAAGGGACUAGUUUUGUUUCACUGUACAUAGUAGAAAAGUUCCUGUAGUUGUGAGACUGUAGGGGCCUUAAAUCCAUUUGGCAGAAGGAAAGAACAUGCCAUGAACAUAUACAGUUAAUUUUGUUUUACGGUUUACACCAGGGGGUCACAAAUGACCAGCACUGACUACCACUGGUUUACAUUAUUACAAUGAUACCUAAUAAAAGGUAAAGUUAGUUAUUGAUUUUGCUGUAUUUCAGUGCCUCAUGAGUUAUCUUUAACAAGUAGUGUGUUAACUGUUCAAAGUAUUGUUCAAGUAUGCCCGUUCUUCUCAUGUUUUUUUUUAUUAACAAUAAAUAACGUCUUGUAUAAGAAAUCAAAGCUUUUAGGCGCAAAAAUGUAAGUUAUUUUGUUUUGGUCGACAGAAUAUUUUGAUAGUGUGUGAAUAGAUAUUUGUCUCAGACAUGCAAAUACAUUGUUUGCAAUUUUUUUGUUUGCAGUUGUGCACCUUGUCAUUUUGUUGUUUCUUUUACAAAGCUUUUCUCUGCUUGUGUAUCACCUUUUUUCUGUUUCAGUUAUCCUUCUUCAUCCCCCACAUCCCAAGUUAUUUCUGUAUGUCCUCAUGAUAAGACCGUCCAUAUAGUAUCAGAACUCAUCCCAAGAUGAUCUGGCUGCAGACUUCAGUGGUAUGCCAUUUUUGGCUCAUCUGUUGCAGACGUUUACAAUGAAGGGACCUCAACUGGAGGGCAGGAAGUGACAUAGAUUACCCAUGCCCGAUCCAGAAGGAGGUAGUGAAUCGCGUAACCUGUCAGAGGUUACAGUAUUUGGCUAUUUUCAACAACAGCAAAAUUUUAUGAAUAAAAUUAAAAAAUUUACCGAGGGGGAUAUAUUGUAAUUUAACACACCACAAACUAAGGAAAACCCCAAGGGGAGUUAGGGCUAGGCACCAGAAUCCUAAAGAUUAGGGUAAAGGGGGGGCAGAGGGGGAUGAAAUUGAAAAUAACACUACAAACUAAGGAAAAACCCUACAAGGGUUAAUAUGCCACUUUCCACCCUAUGGUUGAGAUUAGAUUCUGGCUUGGGUAAUCUACAUCACUUCCUACCUUCUGAUUGAGGUCACCCCAUUGUAAACUUCUGCAACAGAUGAGCCCUGAACGCCCCACCACAGAGAUCUGCAGCCAAAUGUUUCUUGAACUCAGAGAUGCUCUUAAGCUCUUUGUAGACCAAGUUUUUUAAUGAAACAGAAAUGAUAUUUAAUGGUAUAACACCAAUUUCAGCCUGAAAAUGAUCUUUUCACAAGACCAAAGAACCAUUAUGAAAUGUAAGGACAUUUCAGAAGGCUGUAUGCGCAUCAGGACACCAAAAGACACAGAUAUGUAAUUUCAAGUCUCGUCUGCCUUAAAAAAUGUAUCUUGUUUCCCUCCGACGCCUCUAUAAAGCACUGACAAUGCAGUGCAAAAUUAGGUUAAACUGCCUUAAAUGUAUCUGUGCUGUAAUGGCUAUAGUAUCUCCUCGUGCACAGUAAAGUGGAGACACACAAUGCUAAGUCACUUUAAUUUUGACGGUCAUUUCUGCUUUUGGUCCUUGUUUUACUUAUCAUGACUCAGUUUACAUCUCCACGGGCACUCUGACGAUGCUCUGGAAUAAUCCCUUUGAGAAAAUAAGAUACUAAUAAUGUUUUUGAUUUGGUAGUUUGGCUGUUUUCUUAACAUUUCAUGUCAAAUUGAAGACCCACAUCACAAUCACCCUGUAUAAAAAGUAUUGAAAUAAAGCUUUCAGUUUUU